Molecule: messenger RNA, 3196 nt
Organism: Acanthopagrus latus (yellowfin seabream)
Lineage: Eukaryota; Metazoa; Chordata; Actinopteri; Spariformes; Sparidae
Gene: slc30a6
Product: solute carrier family 30 member 6
Exons: 15
Coding region: 16-1803 (595 amino acids)
Biological process (GO): monoatomic cation transport; transmembrane transport
Cellular component (GO): membrane
Molecular function (GO): monoatomic cation transmembrane transporter activity
Source: RefSeq, a predicted model, not a curated record
UGAUCCACCUCAGUGAUGACGUACAGAUCUGUGGACCGACGCAUGCGCAGCGCAGCCGGGGCGACCGGGGCUGAUGGGUACAGGAAGUCCAAAAUGGCGAUGGACGGAAUGAUGUCCACGUCUUCGGGUCUCUCUUACCACAAUGCCGGGGACUUCUACCCCAGAAAGUUCGGCCCGAAGCCGGACGUGGUGCCGUCCGGGGUGACGGAGAGGAAAGUGGGUCCGCUGGAUAAACCUGACAUGGUGUCGGUGGACGUCAUCAACGUCAGUGAUUCAGAAGUCCACUUGCACAGGAAGAAGCACGAGCACGACACGUACGUCUUGGGCACCAUUCAUCCGUUCAGGAAGACGCACAGAUCCAUCUUUGGAAAACUCCUGCAAGAGUUCCGACUGGUGUCCUCAGACAGACGGUCGUGGAGGAUCCUGCUGUUCGGGGCCCUCAACCUGCUGUGUACCGGCUGUCUGCUGAUGUGGUGCAGCUCCACCAACAGCAUGGCCUUAACCGCCUACACGUACCUCACCAUCUUCGACCUCUUCAGUUUGAUCACCUGUCUCAUCAGUUCCUGGGUGUCCAUGAAGAAACCCAGUCAGGUCUUCUCCUUCGGGUUUGAUCGACUGGAGGUUUUGGCAGUUUUUGCGUCCACGGUUCUGAUCCAGCUGGGAGCCUUGUUCAUCCUGAAGGAGAGUGUGGAGCGCUUCAUGGAGCAGCCUGAGGUCCAUACCGGUCGUCUGCUGGUCGGGACGUUCGUCGCUCUCUUCUUCAACCUGUUGACGUUGAUGUCGGUCAGGAACAAACCGUUCGCCUACGUCUCUGAAGCCGCCAGCAGCAGCUGGCUUCAGGAACAUGUGGCAGAUCUGAGUCGAAGUUUGUGCGGCAUCAUUCCAGGUCUGAGCAGUGUGCUGCUGCCUCGCAUGAACCCGUUCGUCCUGAUCAACAUGGCGGGAGCGUUCUCCCUCUGCAUCACCUACAUGCUCAUAGAAAUCAAUAACUAUAACGCGGUGGACACGGCGUCAGCGGUCGCCAUCGCCCUCAUGACCUUCGGCACCAUGUAUCCCAUGAGCGUCUACAGCGGCAAGGUGCUGCUGCAGACGACGCCGUCGCACGUCAUCGGACAGCUGGACAAACUGCUCAGAGAGGUGUCGACUCUUGACGGUGUGCUGGAGGUUCGCAAUGAGCACUUCUGGACCGUCGGCUUCGGAUCUCUGGCCGGCUCCGCCCAUGUUCGUAUCCGUCGUGAUGCCAACGAGCAGCUGGUUCUGGCUCACGUCACCAACCGUCUGCUGCCGCUCGUCUCCACGCUGACGGUCCAGAUCUUUAAAGACGACUGGACGCGACCUCUCCUCUCCGGGACGCUCUCGUCCGCCUCCGUUCCCCCGAUGAGUCCCGCUGAAGGUUACGCCCUCUCCUCCUCCUCGCUGCCUCCUCUUCCGAUGUCAUCAGGAGGAGAGCUGGACCCGCUGACCUCCACGCCCUCCAAACCCACCAGCCCUCCCCCGGAGUUUGCCUUCGACACGCCGGGGAGGAACGUGCAGCCGAUGGUGCUCCCCGCCCCGGGACAUCACGGCCACAGGCCCUACGGAAGCCUGGGACUCGCCUAUGGAGCGUCUCCCUACACAGGGAUGCUGAAUCAUGGGCUGCCGCGGCCCGGCGGGGGGCUGGGACUGGGCGUGCAGGGUCUGGGUGCAGGGUACGGACUGGGUGUGCCUUCCUCUCAGAGCUACAGGACUGCCUACGGAGGGGUGCCGUUUGGAACCAGCAACCCUCUGGCUUCACAGUCGCAGUACAGACAAUACCGACCCUGAUUGUACCGAACUGGAACUCUUACGAUACUUUGAUCCACAGUGGAGGUCCAGUCUCUGCUCGGCUCAGAUAUUUAACCACUGAGCAGAUUUAUUGGACGUGUGACCACAAGAUGGAAACUUUAGAGAGUGAAGAUGAUUCUUUGGAGGUUUGCUGUAAAGUUUUGAGUCUGAUGGUAGAAAAGAGAUGGUUUGUAUUUAUACAGGGACCAACAGGGUCGGGUUCUGUAUGUUUGGGACUCUUGUUAAAAGUUUUUUUUUUUUUUUUCUUUUUGUAUGAGAGAAAAAACAUCAUCAAACAUUCCUGAUGAGAGGAAAUUAAUUCUUGAGUGAAAUUAAUUUCCAGCGUUACAUUUUUUGAUCUUCAGGCAUUUAAAGGAAACUAAAGAAAAAGAGGUGAUGUUAAUGUUCCGGACCAAACUGAGGGAGAAGAUUCAGAGAAGAAGAAAUUUAUACUGUAGAGAUUUAAUCAUCAGGAAAGAUGUUGUUGCCUUAAAGUGUUUUACAGCCGCACGACCUGCAAACAUAAAACUAUUGUAUUUAAAACCAAAACUUGUUUUCAUUUGUAAGUUAAAAUCAGCUCCUCCGCCGUUGUGUUUUCACUUGAUUGUACGUUAUGAAUUAAACUACAUUUCUUCAGUCAACGAACAUCAAGUCCUGCACCGUCGCAACACCAACAACAGAAAAGCAGCAACGCAGAUUUGCGACACAUUCAAAUGAAACUUAGCGCAGACAGGCAGGAAUCAGCAGGUUCAUCGGGUCCGUAACGAUGUAUUAAAACACUAAAGUUGAAAACAAGUUCACCAGUCGAGGCGGCAGGAGACCGGCAGCUUCCAUGAUUUUAUCAAAGCAGUCGAAGAGGAAACAAGCAGACAGAACGUCCAACAUUUCCAGCAGUCUCUCGUUAUCUUAUUUUGACCAUUUUAUGUCAUUUAAAACACGACGAUGACAACCGUGACGACUGUUUCGCACGACAUGCCAGGUUGUUGCCUUUAUUCUCUUUGUGAAAACUUAAAAAAAUUGACCUCUUUUUGCAUCGUGAUUGUGAAGAAAUGUUAGAAAACAAUAAAUUUGUGAACAUGGAGACAAACAGUUGUGAUUUCCACGAAGAGGACCAUCGACUGGUAGAGAAUAUCUGACUGGGACGUUGGUGGUUUUUAGUUUUAUUUGUGUUUUAAUCUGAGACUGUCGUUAAAUCACCUUUAUGCAUUUCACAGGUUUCUGGUGCCUUCCUCAGAUUUAAAGAAUCUUGACAUAAAAAUAUCAAAUUGUUACAGAAGAGCCGAGAAAUUAAACUUCAGUAACUUUGGAAAACAAACACAUUUAAUUGAACAUGUUCCCUGUAUGUUCAUCUGAAAAGAACAACCAGGACUUAUAUUAAAAACAUGAGAUGAAA